AUGGCUUCCGAUCUUGCUCCAGAAGCGCAGCCCUUUCGCCUGCUCGACCUUCCGCCUGAAUUAAGGAAUCGCAUCUACGAGCUCAUGGUAGUUCCUGGAGAGAUUAUGCUGCGAUACUCCACCACUGAGGAACUCGAUCCUGAAGGCUGUUUGUACCAAUCUGAAGGAUCAGCUAACUCAGAGGGGUGGCCCGUGGACGGUCCCAUGCUCAACAUUUGCAAUGUAAACCGUCAAGUCCUCACUGAGGUACGCCCUAUCUUCUACAGCAAGACCCGCUUCUCAAUUGAUGUGCCAAGUCCGAUACCAAAACGCAAUUCUGUUGCUUUGGCAAAACGAUUCCUAGAGGAUCGACCGCAUGUGCUUGGACUAAUCCGGGAGUUCGAGUUCGAAGUAGAAGAAAGUUACUAUGAGAACGGUGAAGGGUAUCUGACCGGGGUAGAGCCUGGGGUCUUCGAAGAGCUUUGUCAUAUCUUGGCAACUCGAUGCCAUCUCCGGUAUUUACGCGUCGAGGUCUGGAGCUGGAUGCUAGGCAAUUGGCUGGGCUACCAAGAGUCCAUAAACAUACUCCGUCAGCCAGUAAUUCCGUAUGACAUUCCAGAGUGGAUGUUUCAACUCAGCGUGGUGAAGGAUCUGGAGGAACUUGACGUGUAUUUCCAGCAUGGAUCGCCCCACUUCGCCAGACGAAACAUCGCUGCUCUGAAGCUUCUGCGCUCUACUAUGGUGAACGGAGGUGAUGCGCUGGAACGGAUGGAUGGGAUCAAGCUACAGCUGAUGCACCCUCCAAACGACAACCAGAAUCACCAAAGAGUCCUAUGCUGCGAGCUAUGGAUCAAGAACGGGCAUUCUGAGCUGGGCCAGGAGAGAAGAGUCAGAGUGCAUCCGUACAGCUGGUGCAAACUAUGUGGCAUGUUUUUGAAGCGGAAUGGGUGUGAUUGCAGUCCCGAUACUGGUACAGAUCAUUGCCAUGUUGGCUCCAGUGGGCAUUAUCAACUUAUCGCCGCCACGGAUUUGGAAGUAUCGGACAGCGCCGACAUUGACAGGAGCUCAACCUACGCGAAUCGAGCUACCGUUGAUUUGGACCAUCUCUAUGGAUACAACAUCUGGGACAGCCGAAGGUGGGGAGGUGGACCGUUGAAGGACUUCCUUCCCAAGGGAGUGACAGAGAAAGAUUUCUACUAUGCCAAAUCAUUGGCGGAUGGCGGUGUCUUUAUUGCUCUUCCAGAUUACCAUCAUGGUAAGGAACUCGCUGAGAGCGAUUUUGGAGACACCGAUAGCCUGCUCAGCCUCCAUUGGAACGACGAAGAAGACAGGGUCGAAUACCAGAGAAGUUUGCUUUGA
Molecule: messenger RNA, 1338 nt
Organism: Macroventuria anomochaeta
Lineage: Eukaryota; Fungi; Ascomycota; Dothideomycetes; Pleosporales; Didymellaceae
Exons: 1
Coding region: 1-1338 (445 amino acids)
Source: RefSeq, a predicted model, not a curated record